AAUGCAAGGCUUUUUGCAACAAAUUAAUUAAACCAAUUCAUUCUUAUGUCUGAUAUAUAAACAAUCCACAGGCGCUGGGUAAAGCACUGAAAUAAACAUAAGGCUGGCUAUGCAGGUAGGGACUAUGCCGUACCCGUGCUUCAUGACAUAACUGGAAAGGUGAUUCUAGGGGCGGAGCAAGAAGAACACGUAAGCUACAGGCAGCGUUGCGCUCCGGGUGCGCAGUGGACAUACUGAAUCCGUGUGCAUCUUUCCACAUCCAGCUGAGGGUUCUGAAGGGGUAUCACCAACUACAGACAACUAUGGAGUAAGCGGACAGUGCGUAUUUAGAUGUUGGGAAGUAUUGUCGAAGGGAGAUUGUGGAUAAAUCUAAAUAUUGUGGAUACUCCAAGAGACUUUUCUUUGUCUCUGACGAAAUUUGCGCGACCUUCAGAGAUCCUUUCGUCAGUGUUUUUCGCGUUGCGCCGUACUACAAGCCACUGUCUUAUAUUGCAACAUAUAGCCUAUAUUUUGUCUGUUAUUUUUUCGUAUGGUAAGCUUCUAUAUUAUGUUGUCGUUUUGGUUUUAGACUAUGGAAAGUAACUUUAGGUAUAGCCACGGACGAGAUUAGUUUUUAGCUAUUAUCGACGUCCGUCGUCGAUAAAUUGUUUUUGUCUGUGUGCAUUCUUGACAUUUAUUUGCAGUCAUUGGGAAUAUAAAAUGCCCUCAUAGUCUGCGCUAUUUCGUGCUGCCGAACAAAUUUGAACUGACGAAAACAGACCAAGGGACACCUGUUGUCAACGCCGGGGGCGAGCAACUCAAGUGACUGACCAUGUCUCAGGCCGAUGUGGACAUGGCAGGACUUGGUUUCUCCAAAUUACCUACGAGUUUCGAUGCCGACACAUGCUUUCCAGCCAGAAUGCCACCAAGACGAAGAAGACAUUCUGCUAAUUCGAGGCGAAACGCUUACAGGUUGAACAAAAUUCACACAAUGGAUCUGGAAGCUCCAGAUUUUGUCGCCCCUCUUACAAAGACACUCUCCUGGUCUGCCGACAACAUCCUGUCAGAAAGUACGACAGAGGAGAAGAAGGCCGAAUCCUCGACAACGGAGUCACCCGCGUCUAGCACGAGCUCACCUCCGGCCACCCAAGCCUCUGACCUGCUGCCCUCACCGGGGGACUGGAAAGUCGCGGAGCCCAUCUCCAACGUGCUCGACGCCAGCUCGGACUCUGAGGAAGAAAUUGCUCAGAAAAGGGUGGUUUUGACAAGCGCUCAGUUGGAGAGCAAUCGGGAACAGGAGGAGAAGGAUGAAGUGGAGACCAAAGCCGUGGCCACUUCACCUGAUGGCAGGUUUCUCAAAUUCAACAUUGAAAUCGGGAGAGGGUCUUUCAAGACUGUGUACAAAGGACUGGACACCGAGACUACUGUUGAGGUGGCAUGGUGCGAGUUACAGACACGCAGGCUGACGAAGGCGGAGCGGCAGCGCUUCAGUGAGGAGGUGGAGAUGCUGAAAGGCCUCCAGCACCCCAACAUCGUCCGCUUCUACGACUCCUGGAAGUCCACUGUCAAAGGGCACAAGUGCAUCCUCCUGGUGACUGAGCUUAUGACCUCUGGAACUCUCAAAACGUAUCUGAAGCGCUUUAAGGAGAUGAAGUUGAAGCUCCUGCAGCGCUGGAGCCAUCAGAUCCUGAAGGGGCUGCACUUCCUGCACACGCGCACGCCCCCCAUCAUCCACCGCGACCUCAAGUGUGACAACAUCUUCAUCACCGGCCCCACCGGCUCCGUCAAGAUCGGAGACCUCGGUCUCGCCACGCUCAAGAGUGCUUCCUUCGCCAAGAGUGUCAUUGGAACCCCUGAGUUCAUGGCUCCAGAGAUGUAUGAGGAGAAGUACGACGAGGCUGUGGACGUCUACGCCUUUGGCAUGUGCAUCCUGGAGAUGACCACGUCGGAGUACCCCUACUCGGAGUGCCAGAAUGCCGCCCAGAUCUAUCGCAAGGUCACCAGUGGCAUUAAGCCUGACAGCUUUCUCAAAGUCAAGGUGCCGGAGCUGAAGGAGAUUAUCGAGGGCUGCAUCCGCAUGAACAAAGACGAAAGGUACACCAUCCAGGACCUGCUGGAGCACACCUUCUUCCAGGAGAACAACGGCGUCCAUGUGGAGCUGGCCGAGGAGGACCACGUGCAGAAGUCGGCCCUCAAGCUGUGGCUGCGUAUGGACGACACCAAGAAGCUCCAUGGCAAGUACAAGGACAACAACGCCAUCGAGUUCCUGUUCGAGCUCUACAAGGACGUUCCUGAGGAGGUGGCCCAGGAGAUGGUGGUUCUGGGUUUCGUCUGCGAGGUGGACUACAAGCUGGUUGCCAAGGCGAUCCGCGACCGUGUGACGGCCAUCAAGCGCCAGCGGGAAAAGCAACGCCGGCAGGCAGAGGAAGCACAGCGGCGUCGACAGGAGGGGGUCAUCGAAGAGGAGCCGGAACCUCUGCCUGAAACCGACCCCCCAGCCUCCGCCCCUGCUCCUGCCCCAGUCAUCCAAUCCAUCUCCCCCGCCCCUAGGACCCCUCCCUCCACCUCCUCCUCUUCCUCCCAGCAGUCCUUGGAUGCCCCCUUGCCCUCCUCCUCCACCACCGUCACGGCCCCUACGUCCCCCCACAUGCCCCCCACGCUCACCAUCUCCGGCCCGCUGCCCUCACCCACCAUGUCUCCCGCCAGUGGCUCCAUCGACUCGGGCAUCAACGCCAGCUUUGCUACCGAGCCCGACGAGCAGGAGGUGGACCAGCAGCCCAGCUACAACAUGCGCCACUCCAGCUACUCAUCCGCUACAUCCGACUGCGAGACGGACGGCUACCUCAGCUCCUCCGGGCUCCAGGAACACUCCGAGGGCCCUCCCCAAGAGGCGGCCCCCGCUGCCCCCGCACCCGUCACCUCGGCAACCGCUACCGUGGAGAUGCCUCGCCCAGAGAGUCCGUCCCCUGCGGCUGGACCGGAGGCACCAGUACCAGCCCUUCGCUUCCCCUCGGUGGGUAGGCUGUGUGCAGGGGGCGAGAGCAUUGCUGUUUCAAAUACCGAGCGGCCAGGGUCAGGAUUUGGCAGUGGCUUCAACUCACCUGUCGACAGCUAUGCCUCUGAUGUUACAUCUGGCUUGAGUGAUGGCUAUGAAGGCCUAUCAGAGAAAAGUACAGAAGGUGUCCCCAAGCGCACAGGCAGCAAGCUCCUCAGGAGGCGGACCCGCUCUCGCCUGCGCAUCACUGGGCUGUCUGAUAAAGUGGAUCGGGUGGUGGAGUGCCAGCUGCAAACACACAACAGCAAGAUGGUGACCUUCAAGUUUGACCUGGAUGGAGACAACCCUGAGGACAUUGCUGCUGUGAUGGUCCACAGAGAGUUCAUUCUGCCGUCCGAGCAGGAGGGCUUCAUCCACCGUAUGUGUGACAUUAUUAAGAGAGCCGAAGCUCUGAUGAGGAGAGAGCCAAUCGGAUUCCUGCAGGGGGAGGGCUCUCGGCUGCCUUACCUGAGUGGAGCAGGAACUCUCUCUGGCUCACAGCCUAACCUCCAUACCCAAGGCCUGGCACGGACACACUCCUCCUCCUCUCUGCCAGACUAUGCGGCGGGCAGUGUGGGCCAGGCGGCUCAAGGCUCCUCCCUGGCCCUGGGCGGAGACUUCCUCCUGGAUCCUGACAGACUUCCCCUCACGCGACCCCUCCGCUCACAGUCCUUCCACACCACCUCAGGCUCCUCUCAGUCCUACUACCCCGGAGCCUCUACCCACUACCAUCCCCACUUCUCCCACCCCGACUCAGUGCCUCUGCUGGUGCCACCCAUGGCCCAGUACCCACAGCAGUCUCCCUACAUGCCAAAUGCCCACUACCAGCACCUCUACCUCCAAUCCCAGCAGCAGCAACAGCAGCAGCAGCAGCAGCAGCACAACCCAAGCAAGCUGCCCCUGGCCCCCUCCACCCUCGUUAGAGUGCCCAGCACCACCAGCCUGGCCGCAACCACUCCCUCCUCCUCAGCUGGGCCAACGGGAAAGCAGGUGGGGGCGGAGGCCAUGAUGGCGGGCGACGGAGCCCACCUGUCCCCCCCGGUGGGGUCAUUGAGCGCGGUCAGCCAGCAGAGCGCCAUGUGGCCCUCGGACCAGCAGCCCCUCUUCUCCCUGGCCAACGUGCUCUCACUGGCCAUGAGUGUGGCACAGUCCUUCAUGCCGCCCACCUCCAUGCCCAGCGGGCUCAACCCGGGCUUCCACCCCCACAUGGGCACCGCGCAGGCCGGGUACCCGCCCAUCUACGCCCCCCAGCACAAGGCUGACGCUGCUGCCUACGCCCAGGUGCCCAUGCUGGGGCAGUACCUGGACAUGCACCAGUACCAGGACGGCAACCUCCCUCAGAUGGCCUAUCAGAUGCCCAUGCAUGAGGUCCUGGAGGGGGGCUACAACGCUAGCCGGCCCAGGGGGGGCUCCAUGGGAGGGUUAAAGGUGAACACUCCCCCCGGGGGUCCCCCGCUAACCGGCUCCAUGGACGACCUGCGGGCCACAGUGAUGAGGUCCAGACAGGCUGGGUUCACAGACUCCUCUCCUCCUGCUGCCUGUGCACCUACCCCUGCUACUGCCCCUGCUGUUGCCCCUGCUACUGCCCCUACCCCUGCGACUGCCCCUGCUGUUGCCCCUGCUACUGCCCCUACCCCUGCGACUGCCCCUGCUGCUGUUCUGGCCUCUGCUCCUGGAGCUCCGGUGGGAGCCAAGCCAGGGCCCCAGGCAGGGACUCUUGCGUCCAUCCCCAGAGAAGUGAGCCGAGAGCGGGCAGGCAGCUCGGCGUCCACAUCCCCCUCACCUGUCACCGCUUCCUCCUCACCGGCUUCAUCAGGACCCUCCAGCCCACAGAACACGGUGACUGCCCACAGUCAGGCUAUCCCCAUUCCUCUUGCUGUGUCUGAAUCCAGCAGCAACGUUGCAAAAGGCCGACUCACGCCCAUCUCUGAGGAGGGGGAAGUUUCCCAGGAGCAUUUGGUCACUUCAAACUUUGAUGAAAAAAAGCCUGUGAGAGUAGGUCGUUUCCAAGUGACCCCAAGUGUGGACAUCCCACCUGCCCCUCAAAUCCCAGUCCGUCCUCCAACCCCUCCCCCAGUCACGCCUACACCUGCCAGCAGCGAAACAGACAGCAGCACCGAAGACCAGGGCGAAUCGGAGACCAGCUUCAGCACGAUCACCGUCUCCCCCCCGAACAAAUUCGGAGUCUACCCCCCCCACCAUGAACGUGAGAAGGAGGAGAGGAACGAGGAGGAGUUGGAACAGGACACUGAGGAGGAGGAGCAAGAGCCGGGACAAAACCAGGCGGAGGAAGAGGAAGAGAGGGAGGAGGGAGAGAGGGAACAAGGGGAAGGAGAGGAAGACGAGGGGAGGCGGGGCGCCCGGCGCAUCAGCCUGAGCCUGUGGGAGGGCACAACGGGCAGCCCGCAGAUGACCAGCGCCCCGCACCAGCCCUGGAUGAGCUACACGCGCAGCGCCUCCUAUGUCAGCAGCGACGAGACAGAAAGCGACGACGACGGCAUGUGGGAGGAGCUACACCACCUGCAGCUUCGGCAUCUGUCUGAGGUGCAGACGCUGCAGGCGACACAGAAGCGAGAGAUUGAGGAUCUCUAUGAGCGGAUGGGUAAAGUGCCUCCCCCCGGCAUCGUCUCGCCGGCCGCCAUGCUCAACAGCCGACAACGCCGCCUGUCCAAGAGUGGCGGCUACUCCUCCUCCCGAAGAAACAGCCUGCAGAGGCUGGACAUAAUGCCCGCUGCUGGCAUCAUGCGGAAAAACUCAGUCAGCGGCAGCAGCAGUGGCUCACAGGAGAGGAUCACCAAGGCCGUGUCCUUCGCCCCGGACUUCAACCGCAUGGUGAGCCCCAUACCUCUGACUCACAACGUGCCAAACCAACUUUCUCAGCAGUGUGAGUGAGAUUCCAGCCGACACGAUACACUGCCAGCCCUCCACACCAACAGGAGGAAGUGAUGUCGCAGGAGGGCUUCCUGCUGCCUUUCAAGAGGAAGACACAGGAAGGCAGGACAAAGCAGGACAAACACGCACUAGUGUAGUAAAAAUAACCUCCCAGAGACUUUUGACAAGAAGCCAUUGUCGGUUGGUGCACAAUCAUACAGACACGCCGCUGAAUCUCCCAGCUGUGCAGUAGCCUACAGUUCAAUCUGAUUGUAUCUGAGUGUGUACUUUCUUUUUCAUGUGUAUGUAGUGCAAUCAAUGGAUUCCCCCCAACCCUUUCUUUUCAUGUGAUCUCAGAAACUCUUAAUUUCUUUUUGCACUUUCCUGUGUUACUUUCAUCAUCUGCCUGUCUGUUGAAUGUUGCCACAGGGCCUCCUAGUGGUGGGGACAUGUAAAUGUACCGUUUCACUUGCUGCCUAUUUUCAUUGCUGUAUGGAGGGGGACAUAAGCCGAAGUCUCCUGGUUCUACAAGCUUUUAGCAUUUGCUCACUGCAGUAAUGAUAAGUGUUUGAGCUUUGUAAACUACAAAUUGUGGUAAUUAUGUCAUUUUCUUUGAUUCUUAGUCAUGACUUUUGUUUUCUAAGCCUGCACAAUCAUGUCAUAAAUGUCAGAAUGGCAUUGGAAUGGAGUAUACAGAUUGACUCUCACUGGACAAACAUCUAAUUAUAAUAAAUGAACCAAUUGAUAAUAUUUCAUGAAAUAGAAAUACAAAGAAAAAAGAACUGCCAAAAGCAAUGACAAAGAAGAAAUAGUGUUACAACUUAUUUGGACAAAUGUCUUUAUGGUGUUUGCUUUUUUUGUUUGGUUUUGCACAUGACAUAGCAUACAAGUAUUGUCUUGCAUACUGUUCAGAUAUCAUCGUUUCCCAGUUUCCCGACACUUUCACUCUCUCAGCCAACUCCGUCAUUCUGCACAGGUCACCUUAAACCCAGUGCAGGGUUCAGCCAAAAACGUUGGAAUCGUCGUGAAUUCUAAAUAUCUUUGGCUCAGAAAACCCUGGUCAUCAGAUCCCCCCACUAGACUAGACGGGCGAUAGGCCUUGACAGAUUUAUAUCCACACACUACAGCCCACAGAAAACCCAGCAGCCUAGAGAUAUGCUAAAUCUGGCCCGGAUCUGGGACAAGUCUGGCCUGGACCUGGUAGGGUUCUGCAAAUCAGUACCAAAGACCAAUAGAGCGGCUGAACAGCUAGCCAAUACCAGUAACCCCACACUGCCAUUUUGUGGGUGCAGCUAAUACAAUUGUGGUGCCAGUGUCAGCAUCUAAUACUAACCACACUGCAGGGCCUCAGGACAGCAUUACACUCUCUCUCCAUAACGCAUCCACAUUCUGAUGGUGACAAUUUGAUGUUACAAACAUGUCACACAUAAUUUAAUGUCCUAAAAUGAAUCGUUCAAUAUUUUGCUUACUCCACUGUCUUAAAAAACACUCACCCUCAGCAGGGCAACCAUGUUUGACACAGAUCGCUGCGAUACUCGGGAACGGAUUACGCCCACAUCUGGCUGAGUCCAGGUCAGGAUCCGCCCAAGAUGCGGCCCAGACCCAGAGUAGCCAGCAGGCUCUUUACACUGCUCUGUCUUCUUUUAUAUUUGAGCUGAAACAAUGCACUUUUCUCCAGAGGGAUCUCCCAUUAUGAGCUGAUGCCAUGCAGUCUCUGUAAAUAAAAAUGGGUCGGGUUACUAAAGAUGCACAUAGAACCCUCCUGUCCUUUUCAAAUAAUUUUUUGUGUGCUUCUUCAGCCUAUGCAGUCGUGUCUAAGAAAAGAUGUUUCCUCUAAGAAACACAAAAGAAGGUGAAUUGAAGCUGUGAAGAUUGUUGCCACGGAGUCAGUAUAUGAAAAUGUUUCCGUGAGAAGUGACACCGAUUGUAUUCUUCUAAGACAAAAAAACAAGAUUUAUAUAUUUAGAUAUGAAAGAGAUAUGACAUGUUGUAUUAUAUGUUAGGAAAUGAUGUUGUGUCGGUUUUGUGCCUUUUCAGGUUUUUUUACCCCAACAGCUUGAUUGUUGUUUCAGAAAUCAUGUUUGUAAAUAAUGAUAAUACAUUACAUUUUUAAAUGUG
Molecule: messenger RNA, 8002 nt
Organism: Alosa sapidissima (American shad)
Lineage: Eukaryota; Metazoa; Chordata; Actinopteri; Clupeiformes; Clupeidae
Gene: wnk4b
Product: WNK lysine deficient protein kinase 4b
Exons: 21
Coding region: 812-5905 (1697 amino acids)
Biological process (GO): renal sodium ion absorption; positive regulation of potassium ion import across plasma membrane; protein phosphorylation
Cellular component (GO): cytoplasm; cytosol
Molecular function (GO): chloride channel inhibitor activity; ATP binding; protein serine/threonine kinase activity
Source: RefSeq, a predicted model, not a curated record